This is a messenger RNA of Dothidotthia symphoricarpi CBS 119687, 764 nucleotides long. Its product is annotated as Sybindin-like protein. The record is from RefSeq and is a predicted model, not a curated record. The coding region runs from base 1 to 537 and encodes 178 amino acids. Lineage: Eukaryota; Fungi; Ascomycota; Dothideomycetes; Pleosporales; Dothidotthiaceae. Gene Ontology annotation, biological process: endoplasmic reticulum to Golgi vesicle-mediated transport. The transcript has 4 exons. Gene Ontology annotation, cellular component: TRAPP complex.
AUGUCAUAUCACGCUCGGACCGCAAACACCACCACCUACGAUUAUAGUAGAGCUAGCCAGGAUCUGAACAGUCGCGCACAGGUCGUCUUCGCGCUCUUCAUAAUCAGCAAAUCUGGCGGCCUCAUCUACAACCGCGAAUUCCACUCGGGCAUGAGCAAGCUCACCAGCAACGACUACCUCAUGCUCGCUGGCUCCUUUCACGGGAUGCACGCCAUAACCAAGCAACUCAACCCCUCGCCCAUCCCGCCCUCUACACAACCCGCCUCCAGCGCGCCUUCUCCCUUCAUCAACCGCGCAACCGGCAUCGAAGUCCUCGAGAGCAGCCACUUCCGCGUCCAGUGCUUCCAAACGCAAACCGGCAUAAAGUUCCUGCUCUUCACCGAGCCGCAGCAGCCAAACGUCGACUCGACGAUCAAAAAGAUAUACGAACUGUACGCCGACUAUGUGAUGAAGAAUCCGUUUUACACCGUCGAGAUGCCUGUUCGGUGUGAGAAGUUUGACCGCGCGCUGGAUGGGUUUGUCAAGGUCAGGGGGUGAGGAGUAGAUGAUUUGACCAGAUGUUGACUAUGAUUUGGAUGAGGGGAACAUGAAGCUCUUCGCGAGUUGUGUGGAUUGGUGGCUAUCGCUCACAGAGCGGUUUGAGGGUCCCCGUGCAGAGAGAAGAGAGACGCAAGCGAACAGGACAAGCUGGCCCAGUUUACGUGGGAAAAGUUGGUCGAACAGCAUAUGCUUCAGGGAGCAGCAAAGAUUGUGGUCCAGUACAG